AUGUCCGCUGAUGAGGUGCAGGUCAAGUGCGGCGAGGAAAAGCCGGAAUGCUUGAACUGUCAGAGAAAUGGCAGCUCUGAGGCGUGCGAUUACAGCAUCAGGUUGAAUUGGGGUGGACGGAGCAAGAAAGACAAUGAUGGAGCACUGGGCGAGGCAGGCGGCUUCACAUUUGUCUCUACACCGGGUAUCUCGACUGGACACAAAGGCGCCCGGUCUGUCCACGAGCAUGCCGAAAUCUACCACAUAGCCUUCGAAUCCGAUGGCUACUACGCACAGCCGGUAGCCAUCAGGCUUCCGCGAUCCCUCGAGCCACUUCCGCGAGAGCUUUCGGGAAGCCCGAUGAACCUUCUAUACUUCCACCAUUUCAUGAACCACACCGGACGGAAUACCACCUUGCUCCAUCUGCUGCUUACGCUCUCAGCAUCUCAUCGGGCGAAGCUACUGGGUCAUCCCGAGCCUUCGAAUCGAAUUGCGGAGUGGCUCGCCGAUGUCCUUCCCGCGCUGAGGCGAGCUCUCGACGCGCCGACUUCUCCGGCAGUCGUAGAUCCGACCGACCCAUCCUCCCUCGCGCCCCUCGCGACUGCCAUUGCCCUAGCCUCGCUGGAGAUCCUUACACCGAACACGUAUUCUGUUCGAAUUCCGUGGCAGCAGCACCUACAAAUCGCACGUCAAAUCAUCGUUGCCAAAGGUGGUCUCCAUCACUUGGCCCACAAAGCAGACGGAGCUCGGGACAAGGCAAUCUUCUUCCUCUCCCGCUGGUUCGCAUACCUCGAUGUGCUCGGCAGCCUGUCGAACAGCAAAGAGCAGCCGCUCUCUGGUGCGUACCUAGAAGACGGCGGCGGUCUGUGGCUGGUCAACCGUGACAACGAAGAGAUCUACCAGAUCGACUGUUUCUUUGGCUUCUCUGGUCGUUGCAUUGCUCUUCUCGCUCAAGUGGCGGAGCUGGCUGCAGAAUGCGAGCGCCAACGCAUUGAUGCCGCGACGAAUCAAAUUCGAGCCAACUGGCAGCCCUCUGCGGAAGUCCGACAGCAGGCGGAAGAAUUGAAGCUGCGCCUGGACGCGAGUGCCAACACGGUCUUCCGAAGUUGCAUGCAUACCGAUGCCAGUAGUCCAGAGUCUUUCACAGAGCGUGACGAGAAUGACGCCGAGGAGAUUUUCGCCACCAACGAGGCUUAUCACUGGGCUGGCCUCAUUCAUCUCUCGCGCCGUGUGCUGGCACUGCCGUCCUCUCACCCGGACGUGCAGGAGUCUGUGGAGAAGAUCAUCGAAUGCUUGCGGAAGGUGCGCCACGGUAGCACGGCGGAGUCUUGUCUGUUGUUUCCAAUGUUCUCCGCAGGAUGCGAAGCUCAGACGGAAGAGAAGCGGGCAAUUUUCAUGGAACGGCUGAGAACGGUGGAGCGCUGGGGCAUGUCGCAUGUCGGUCGUGCUCGGCUACUGAUGCAAACUGUCUGGGACACCGGCUCGCCUUGGGAAACCCUGGUGGACGGUGAGUUCCUAGCAUAA
Molecule: messenger RNA, 1503 nt
Organism: Zymoseptoria tritici IPO323
Lineage: Eukaryota; Fungi; Ascomycota; Dothideomycetes; Mycosphaerellales; Mycosphaerellaceae
Exons: 3
Coding region: 1-1503 (500 amino acids)
Biological process (GO): positive regulation of transcription by RNA polymerase II
Cellular component (GO): nucleus
Molecular function (GO): zinc ion binding; transcription cis-regulatory region binding; DNA-binding transcription factor activity, RNA polymerase II-specific
Source: RefSeq, a predicted model, not a curated record